Messenger RNA from Neocloeon triangulifer, 1201 nucleotides. Its product is annotated as trypsin-1-like. Bases 10 to 861 code for a protein of 283 amino acids. The record is from RefSeq and is a predicted model, not a curated record. Gene Ontology annotation, biological process: proteolysis. The transcript has 7 exons. NCBI's taxonomy places the organism in Eukaryota, Metazoa, Arthropoda, Insecta, Ephemeroptera, Baetidae. Gene Ontology annotation, molecular function: serine-type endopeptidase activity.
UUGCAAAAAAUGGCUCUUGCAGAAGCGUUUACCAUUCUCUUCCUGUGCACACUGAUGUCUUUUAGCCAAAGCGCUAUUGUCACCAACCAGACCAUCGUAGAAAUUUCAGGAUUUUCUGAUGUAAUUGAAUCGGCAAAUCCAAGACGAUCUUUGAAUAAUGGCUCUAGAAUUAUUGGUGGUACAAAAGCUGACAUUCUUAAUUUUCCUUACCAGCUCUCCCUGAGGUAUAACGGUUCUCAUUAUGGUGGAGCUUCCAUAAUUUCGUCCACAUUUGCACUAACCACGGCAUAUUGCGUUGAGAGAGGAACAGAUCAAUUGAGUGUGCGAGCUGGCUCGAACCUAUUGAAUGGUGGAAUCGCCUACGUCCGCAGUGCCAGGAGAAUUCUCGUGCAUCCGAGGUGGAACACAACAUCUAAUAUUUUUGAUUAUGAUGUUGCUCUCAUUGAAGUUUCCAAACCAUUCUGCUGGAAGUCUAAUGUUAGGCCCGUGAGGCUUCCACCCUAUGGUUACAUCGUCCCCAGCGAUGAUUUAGCAACUCUUUCUGGAUGGGGACAAACGGAAUCUGGACAAGGUUCUUCUGAACUUCUAUACACUAGAGUUCCUGUAUUGAGCAAUGAAGAAUGCACAAGACUUUGGCCUGCACGCAAUAACAUCACUGACAGGAUGAUUUGUGCAGGAAGAGGAAUACCUGCUGCGUGCUAUGGCGAUGGCGGCGGAUCUUUGGUGGUUAAUGGAGUACUAGUUGGAAUAAGCUCUUUCAUUAUUCGAAAUGGAUGCAGCGGAGGAUACCCUGAGGGAUAUACCAGAGUGGCAGAACAAGACAUCCUCGCUUGGAUUUUGGCCAGCAUCGGCAGUCUUUAAACAAAUAUUAUUGUUAAGAGAGUAUGGUAUCCCAGAUAAUUUCAAUGGUUUAAAUUAAGUAAUUUUGAAAUCAAAUAAUGUUUUAUAAUUACUUUAUUGUAAGCACAACACUCAUUGUACGCAUUGAAAAAAAAAACUUGAACAUCGCUUCAUAAAAUGUAAUUUUAACCAUUUAUAAAUAAAUAAUGUGAAUAGAAAUGAGCAAAAUUAAGUUAAUAAUAGUAGAUUAUAGUGUUGGUAGAAAGCUCUGCUCACUAUCAUCUCAAAAAUUAUCUAAUUUAGCCUAUUUACAAUUAUUAUAAUGUUACAAAUUGAUUAAAAACAUCUUUUUCAAGCACGA